This is a messenger RNA of Cercospora beticola, 2328 nucleotides long. It is a transcript of the gene FRA1, whose product is annotated as aminopeptidase P. The record is from RefSeq and is a predicted model, not a curated record. Gene Ontology annotation, molecular function: metalloaminopeptidase activity. NCBI's taxonomy places the organism in Eukaryota, Fungi, Ascomycota, Dothideomycetes, Mycosphaerellales, Mycosphaerellaceae.
CUGGUGGGUAAUGUUCAUCAACACCGCUCGCUGCUUGUUCAAAGGCGCUGGAACGCCGCUUCGUUCAUUCUCCACCGGUAGAUCGCUGCGAGCCAUCAAAAUGGAAAAGGUCGACACCACCGAACGCCUGAAGGCGCUUCGAUCGCUCAUGAGCCAGCACAAGGUAGAUCUCUACAUCGUGCCAUCUGCCGACGCACAUUCCUCCGAAUACAUAGCGCCCACCGAUGCGAGACGGGAAUACAUCUCCGGUUUCUCUGGCUCAGCGGGAACGGCCAUCAUCACACAAACGAAGGCUGCUCUAGCCACAGAUGGACGCUACUUCAACCAAGCCAGCCAGCAGCUCGACGGCAAUUGGGACUUGCUCAAGCAAGGUCUGCAAGAUGUACCAACGUGGCAGGAGUGGACAAUUGAGCAAGCAGACGGCGGCAAGACUGUUGGCGUAGAUCCCACAACGAUUACCGCUACAGAGAGCAGAAAGCUGGCUGAGAAGAUCAAGAAGAAGGGCGGCAAGGAGCUCGUCGCCGUCGCUGAGAACCUCAUCGACAAGGUAUGGGCCAAGGAGAAGCCCGCGCGCCCCAACGAGCCUGUGCGUGUUCUGGGGCUGGAGUACGCUGGCAAAAAGUACCAGGAGAAGAUUGAGGAACUGAGGAAAGAGCUGGACAAGAAAAAAGCUGCCGGCUUUGUUGUCAGCAUGCUCGACGAGGUGGCAUGGCUCUUCAACUUGCGCGGCAAUGACAUCCCAUACAACCCUGUCUUCUUCUCCUAUGCUGUGGUCACACCAACUACAACAACGCUCUACAUCGACGAGAGCAAACUUCCCGAUGACGCGAAAUCCCAUCUGAGCGGAGUCCACAUCAGACCGUACGAGGACAUCUUCUCGGACAUUGCCACGCUUGCUGCAGAGCAGUCCACGGCGGUCAACGGAGGCGAGGAAAGUGCGCCAAAGAAGAAAUUCCUGAUCUCGACUGCAGCGUCCUGGGCGUUACAGCGAUCACUGGGAGGCGAGGAGAACGUCGAUGAGGUGCGAUCACCCAUCGGAGAUGCAAAGGCCAUCAAGAAUGCGACAGAACUUGAAGGCAUGCGGCAAUGCCAUAUUCGUGAUGGCGCAGCACUCAUCGAAUAUUUUGCCUGGCUUGAGCACCAACUCACAGUAGAGAAGGCAGAGGUCGACGAGGUUGCUGCUGCGGACCAGCUAGAGGCGAUUCGCAGCAAGCACGAUAAAUUUGUUGGGCUGUCCUUUGAUACGAUUUCUUCCACGGGACCCAAUGCCGCAAUCAUUCAUUACAAGCCUGAGCCAGGAAGCUGCUCCGUCAUCGAUCCUGCUAAGAUCUACCUCUGCGACUCUGGCGCACAAUACCUCGAUGGCACGACAGAUACGACACGGACACUGCAUUUCGGCACCCCCGACCCGAAGGAAAUCGAGACAUACACACUAGUAUUGAAGGGCAACAUUGGUCUCGAACUUGUGGUCUUUCCUAAAGGUACUUCCGGAUUCGCUCUCGACAUGCUUGCGCGGCAAUUCCUGUGGCAGAAUGGUCUCGAAUACCGUCACGGUACCGGCCAUGGUAUUGGCAGCUUCCUAAACGUGCAUGAAGGUCCGAUUGGCAUUGGCCAACGCAUCCAGUACUCAGAAGUGCCACUAUCUGUCGGCAACGUCAUCUCUGAUGAACCAGGCUACUACGAGGACGGCAACUUCGGCAUUCGGAUCGAGAAUGUGAUCAUGGUGAAAGAAGUCGAGACAAAGUACAAAUUCGGUGACAAGCCAUACUUUGGAUUCGAGCAUGUGACAAUGGUGCCGCUCUGUCGCAAGCUGGUCGAUGUCUCGCUGUUGACGCAGAAGGAGCUGGACUACAUCAACGCCUACCACAAGGAGGUAUGGGAAAAAACGAGUCCCUUCUUCAAGAACGACGAGAAGACGCUCAAGUGGCUAGAGCGGGAAUGUCAGCCAUACUAGAGCUACAACUCUCGCUUUACCUCGCAAGUUCUCCGCCAGAAGAACGUGGCAGCAGAGCGAGACUUUCAGACGUCGAUGCCCCGUCAACGGUGAUCCUCAGAAAGGCAUGAAGUGCCAGAAAGUUGCGUCUGGGCUGCAUAUAGAGACAUCAAGCAUGUCGUUCUUCGGAACAUCUCGCCUGCCAAGCAUUACCGAGGCUCAGCUUCUGAACCCUGCCCGGCCGCAACUUCCACUCUCCCACUCCCACUCUUGACUGAGGCGCCGCGCUUUGCGCGUGUUGAUAUUUCACAACUCAUAGGACUCUCACUUCUCUUCUAGCCAUGAUACAAUAGAGUAGAGACCCGGCACCUUUCCUUACACUCCCAACGAGACAU